AUGAGUUUAAGUACUUUUAACGCCGAAGAAGCUGAAAAUUUGGACGAUAUUGAGAAGCAAUUUGCUGUCAAGGCAGUGACACAAGCUGAAACUUACUGGAAUCUUCUCACCAAAAUUCCUGGCACAAAACUCAAGCUUACUCCUUACGAUGAUGAGAUUUUUGAGGCUUUAUUGAAGGACUUUCCAGAGUUUGAAAAUCCAGAAUAUGCCAGCAAGAUCAAUGAGGACGAAAUGAAAUCUCUGAGCGGUAAAGAGAGAUGGAGAAAGUUCAUGAAACCUUUUGAAGAAAAGAUCGACGACUUCAAUUUUGGAACCUUGCUCAGAACUGACAGUUCCAAAGAGUACGACCAAGAAGGAACUAUUUUCGUAGUCCGUCUACAGUUCUACGCCAUCGAGAUAGCUCGUAACAAGUACGGACUCAACGAUUGGAUAUCCCAAAAAUAA
Molecule: messenger RNA, 444 nt
Organism: Komagataella phaffii GS115
Lineage: Eukaryota; Fungi; Ascomycota; Pichiomycetes; Pichiales; Pichiaceae
Exons: 1
Coding region: 1-444 (147 amino acids)
Cellular component (GO): cytoplasm
Source: RefSeq, a predicted model, not a curated record